AAAAGCUCUUUCUUUAUUCUGUCUACCAAUAAUUGCCGUUGAAGAGGAAGAACCCAAAGGAACACCAGCACCACCGCUGCGCCUACGUCACAAGGUGGUCUGGUGCUUUGGGUGCUUCCUUCUCCGAGAUAAAGAGACCCUUUUGCCCUUCUACCCGAUUGCGAUUUCUCCAUAUCUCUCACAGAAGGGGCUCAUCUGGGCGUUUCUUUCCCGGAAUCGGCUUUUUCCUACCGAUUGGAUGAUUUGAUUUGUCCUCGAAAAAUCUCGUCUUUAGAUCUGCCAUAGCUUGUUGUUUGGGUCUUCCUUAUAUUUUGCUCAGGCAUGGGUGGUUGUCUAGCAUGCCAUACUAAGCCUAAACAUAUAACAGUGGAUGAGCCGCCACCACCACCACCACCACUACCACCGAAAAGAGUCGCAAAUCAAGGACGGGCAGUGAGGAAACCUAGCAUUUCAGAGGACUUUUGGACUAGUAGCACCUUUGAUAUGGACAACAGUGCUGUUCAGUCUCAGGGAAGCAUCUCAUCAAUCAGCACAAUUAAUCAGACCCUUGAUCCCAAUAGUGGUGCUUGUGCUACUAACUCUUCUGAAUUUGUAAAUCAUGGUCUUCUUCUGUGGAACCAAACUAGGCAGCGUUGGUUAGGGAAUAAAAGGUCUGAGAACCGGUCCCAACAGAUUCGUGAACCCAAAUUAAGCACUCAUUCUCUCUGCAUGGUUAAAUCAUUCUGGCUUUGCAGUUGGAACGCGACAUACGAGAGUUUGCUCGGGAGCAACAAGCCAUUCCCUCAGCCUAUUCCUCUUGCUGAAAUGGUCGAUUUUCUUGUGGACAUCUGGGAACAGGAGGGGAUGUAUGACUGAGCCGAGCAUAGUUGGUGGUGCCUGGUUAGCUCUCUGAUAACUCAUCUAAGCUUUGGUGUACCAUUUUUCCUUGCCUGUGCCUCCAUAGCAAAUAGGUGAAGAAGCAAAAAAGCGCGGUUUUUAUAUCCACCAUGAUCAAUGUUUAUCAAAAUGCUCGUAUUGGAUGUCAACUUCUUGAGGUCUUUUCGAUGUGCCCUUUGUAUUGAAUUUGAAAGUAAUUUAUUGGGUUGUGGAUUUCUCCACCGUCCAUUGUGAUAGAUUUUGCAAGAGUUCAUAGGUCUUGUUAUUGGCUCCUUCUCUAUUUGUCAAUGGGUCCUCAAAAAAUGGAAGACUUUGGAACAAUUUUCUAUAAUGGCGAUCUAGUGUUUCUUUUUCAA
Molecule: messenger RNA, 1232 nt
Organism: Morus notabilis
Lineage: Eukaryota; Viridiplantae; Streptophyta; Magnoliopsida; Rosales; Moraceae
Exons: 6
Coding region: 322-855 (177 amino acids)
Source: RefSeq, a predicted model, not a curated record